GUAAGUACAAUUCGUCUCUUUUUUCCACAGCUCUGGGCAAAGUUAAAACAUUUAAUGGUUGUAUGCCAAGUACUACAACAAUACAUUAAAACCACCUUACAUCAAACGAAAGUAACUUGUCUUCAAUCAGUUUAAGAUCAAAAUAAAUUUUAAAACUCUUGACUAUUUGAGAUCACUGUUCACCAAUCUUUUGGUUGCUCACAUCUUUAUUAAAAGCUUGUUGUUGGUCGGUGUCCUUUCUCACAGCUAUUUACAGCAUAUUUUAUUCUGUUUGGGUACCGUUCUCAAUCUGGAUUUUAACCGUUGUUACUGAUACAUUUCUGAUUAUAAAAUGAGUGACGACGAUCAAAUUGUACGACAAAGAACAGGGGAUGUUGUAGAACCAACUAAUAUUACUACUUCUUCGACUACUUCUAAUAUUAUCAAUAUCGAUACACAAGAUGAUGUAUUAAACAAUAAGAAACAAACAAGCGAUGAUGAUGACGAUGAUGAACCAAUUGAUCCAAUCAAACCAGAUUUUGAAGCUACUGAAAAAUUACAUCAAGGUACAAGUCAUGUACCACCAAUAAUUGAUUUCUUAAAUAAAUUUCUCCCACCACGUUGGGUUAAUUGGACUGUACGAUUAUUCACAGGACUACUAUUAAUUUCAGGAUUUACACUUCUUAUUUAUCUGGGUCCGUUGGCAUUAGUACUUAUGGUUUUAGCUAUUCAAUUGGCUUGCUUCUAUGAAAUUAUCAAUAUUGGUUACUUGGUUUAUCGAUCGCAUGAUUUACCUUGGUUUCGAUUAUUAUCAUGGUAUUUUUUGUUUACAUCAAAUUAUUACUUAUUUGGUGAAAGUUUAAUCGCUCGAUUUCGAUUACUUUUAGCUAAAGAAGAUUUUCUACAACCAUGGAUAACUCAUCAUCAGUUUAUUUCAUUUUCAUUGUAUUGUGCUGGGAUUGUUGCAUUUGUUCUAAGUUUAGUUAAAAGGCAUUAUAUUAAACAGUUUACUUUGUUUGGAUGGACUCAUGUUACAUUGCUUAUUUUCGUUACAUCGUCUUAUUUCUGUAUUGAAAAUAUUUUCAAUGGUUUAAUUUGGUUUCUUUUACCAGUUUGUCUAGUUAUAUGCAAUGAUGUUAUGGCAUAUGUAUUUGGAUUUUUCUAUGGGAAAACACCACUUAUUAAAUUAUCACCAAAAAAAACAUGGGAAGGUUUUAUUGGUGGUGGUCUAUCUACUAUAUUAUUCAGUAUAUUACUAUCUUAUAUUUUAUUAAAAUAUGAUUAUUUCGUAUGUCCAAUUGAAUGGGAUGAUACAAAAGGUUCUUUAACAAUGAAUUGUACUAGAAAUCCUGUGUUUAUAGCACAGAUUUAUGAUUUACCAAAGUAUUUACUCUUUCUUCCAAUACGUCAAAUCACUUGGUAUCCAUUCUUACAACAUUGUUUAAUUAUCAGUAUAUAUACAUCAGUUGUUGGACCAUUUGGUGGAUUCUUCGCUAGCGGUUUUAAGAGAGCAUUUAAAAUUAAAGAUUUUGGUGAUUUAUUCCCUGGACACGGUGGUGUAGUUGAUCGUUUUGAUUGUCAAUUAAUAAUUGGAACAUUUGUAUUAUUUUAUUAUAAUUCAUUUGUUCGAACUCAUAGUCCUGUUUCUCUAUUACCAAAAAUCUACAUUUUACCGCCAAAUGCACAAAUUCUAUUUUAUCGUCUACUUACGGAUGGUCUUUAUAAACGUGGUCUACUUCCUAAUCAAUUGGUAGUUGCAGUAAAUGAAUAUUUACCAUCUCCGUCAGGAUCAAGUUCAACAACACUACGACCAACUAGUUCAUCAUCAUCAUCAUCACCGAUGAAUGAUGUUGAAGUAUAGAAAGUUUUUGAAGAAAAAAAAUCAAACAAUGAGAAUAUAACCCAACAAGUGAUAGUGUUACAAACAAACACACAUACAUACAUACAUAUCUGCUUGCUUCUGUAUGUUUGAUCAUGUGUGUGUGUGUGUUUGUAUUUUAUUAACACAUACAUACACACACUAUAGAGCUACAGACAUACAUGUGCGUUUAACUUAUUUUUCAUACAGAAAGAUUAAAUAUAAAAUUACUUUAUAUAUUAUUUCUAUUGAUAGGCUUGGUGAUUGUUCAAGUUUGGAUUUUACAAUCAGGUUCUGAUUACAAAAUCUGUUGUUGUUCUCCCCCCCUCCUCAUUAUUAUCAUUAUUUCUAUUACUUAUUUGCUAACAGGCUCGCAUAGACAAGUGUAUUGUAGAUCAUUAACAUAAUGAGAUAUUGUGCACUCAUAUAUAUAUAUAUAUAUAUAUAUAUAUAUAUA
This is a messenger RNA of Schistosoma spindalis, 2294 nucleotides long. NCBI's taxonomy places the organism in Eukaryota, Metazoa, Platyhelminthes, Trematoda, Strigeidida, Schistosomatidae. The record is from the annotation of a GenBank genome assembly.